AGCAAAUAUAUGUUACUACUUCCAUUUUUAUUACUUUACUUUAAACACCCCUUGUGCUUUGUCCAAUCAAAUGAUUUUGACACCAAAUAUACAAAUAAGAAUGUUAACCCAGGGCUUAUUAAUGUAUGUUUUUUUUUUUGUUUUUUUUUUUUUGUUUUUUUUUCUAUGUUAUCUCAGAUGGGGUUGUGUUGGGUGAUGAUAUUGUAGCAGUGAAUGGAAAGCAUCUGACAGAUGGACUCUUGACUGAUGGACAGACCUCAGUGGCUCAUUCCUGGACCAGUGGAGGGCCUCAUUACAGCCCUUACAGCCGUUUACGACUAAGAAGAGUGAAGAUGGAUUGCAGAAGAGGAAUGCUCGUUAGGGAAGAAGAUUUUACAGAAGUGAUCGCCUCAGAAAAUCACCUCAGCUUCUUUCAAGAGCUUCUUCCAUCGGCUGAUCGUACGGCUUUGCUCUACAAUCUCUCCUAUCUCUGUUUGGCUAAGUUCCCCAAGUUGGAGAGGGUUCUCAGAGAGUGUGCUGUUGAAACCCAGUAUCUUUUUGGCUCCUCUGAGGCUCUUCUGCAGAAGUGUGUGGACACAAGUGACCAAAUGGUUUCCUCACUGUUCCCUCAACUGAAACUCGCUGUUGAAAAUAAUGAAAACAUUCAGUCUACCAUGUCUUUGCAAAAAGCAGGAGAAUGGAUCACAGAAAUUGUUAACAGAGUGAAAGAGAUGGUGGACAGAUAUGAGAAACACAACCACAGUGUAGCUUCCUGCACCAGUGAUGUGUUUCAGGAAAAGGCUGAGACAGACACAAAAAAUGCACAAACUGCCAAGGAGAUAGAGGCUCUGGAGAAGGUGGUGAGAGAUCUUCAAAUGGAACUGAGGAAAACCUUAGAGGAAAUUGGACAAAUUGAGGCAAAGAUAAACCAAAGUCAUGGUAGAUUUGUUUCUAGAAGAAUGUUUGGUUUCAGUUUCCUGGCUGCCAUUGUACCAUUUGUUGGAUCCGUUUUUAAAUCCAUUUUUGAAACUAAACCUGUGAGAAACACGGCUCCCGCCAAUGAAAAAGCUCAACUCCUUGCUCAGAAGUCAAACCUGAAAAGCCGGGAGCACAAUAUCCAAGUCAGGCUGAAUGAUGUUCAGCUGAAGUUGGCAAACAUGAAGACGGAAAAGGGUGCAAUACCUGACACUGUCUAUCUGAAUGAUGUCCUGAAGUACCUUUAUAAUAUCCAACAAACUCUGCUUAAGCAUAACUUGUUCUGGAAAUCAGCGCUAGUGUUUCUGGAAUCUCUCAACUGCGAGACCUUUGCUGGUGAACACUUAAUUGGGGAGAGUGAACUGAAGGAGAUUUUUCUGACAAAUAUUGAUUUAGCACAAGAGCAUUGGAAGGCCUUUGGUGAAUCCUGUCUGAAUGCAAAGAGGGCCUUUAGCUUGAAGAAUAAGGAUGCGUACAAGUUCCUGGAGUUCAACCCAUCUUCACUGUCACCACAGGAAUGGAAAAGGCGGUAUGACAUUGUCAAAGCAGAUCUGACCAAAAUAGAUAAUGUAAUAAUUAGGGGAACUCAUGGGAAAAUAGUUAAAGAGUUGGCCUUGUAAUGCAAAGGUGACAUAAAUUAGCAUCUUGUCUGUAGUUUGAUUUAUAUAAUUGCUGUGGUACUAUAUGAUACAUUUAUGUAAAAAUCAUAAAGCUAAAAUCAUGAUUAAUAUUGUAUAAUUUAAAAUGUUAUGUGUGUUUGUGUGUGUAUUAUGUGUAACAUGCUUGUUUAAAUAAACGGAUUUAAAAAAAAAAUAAUUGGAUAUACAUU
Molecule: messenger RNA, 1783 nt
Organism: Ctenopharyngodon idella (grass carp)
Lineage: Eukaryota; Metazoa; Chordata; Actinopteri; Cypriniformes; Xenocyprididae
Exons: 7
Coding region: 126-1574 (482 amino acids)
Source: RefSeq, a predicted model, not a curated record